UAAUAACUGGUCCCUCAAUCUUCAUGUGCGCCAUCUUCCGUGAAAAUUCCCAGACAGGAGCACUAUGUUAGGAUUUCAAGAGAGGCGAACUUCAGACUUGUCAGGUGUGGCGUGACCUGACGGAGUGGAUGUGGCUCCCACACAGCACACCAUGUCCGAUGCUGACAUCAUGGCUGAGGCGUAUGCUACCGACGGAAGCAGAACCCCAACACAGCCAGCUGUGGAAGAAAAUGGGGAGGGUGGAGCAUCAGAGAAAGAACAACAGUCAGAUGCCUUGGAUAUGUCUCACACACCUGUCUCCCGCUUUGGCCGGAAGUUCUCCAGUCCAAACCUUGUAUCAAGUGCCAUGAUGAACAGCCUUCGCUAUGGCCAUAGUAACAAGCUGGCAUGUAGGUACUGUGGAAAGACUUUCUCACAGGCAGGCUACAUAAAGGCGCACGAACGCUUACACACUGGAGAAAAACCUUUUGCGUGUUCGGUGUGCGGGAAGCGAUUUAGUGACCCAAGCAAUUGGAAGAAACAUGAACGAGUCCACUCUAACCAUAGCAACAACAAUGUAGGAGGGGGUGGGGGCAGCAAUUCUUCCAGUCCAAAGACCCCACCAGUUCCACAGCCACAGUCAUUGGUCAAGUCUGAGAGUGAAAGGAGCCUUGUAAUUCGGGCUGCCAGCUCAAUGAUCACCUCAUCUUUGCAGCAAAGGAUGCGCAAUGGGACCGAGAUGAAUUCUCCUAUUGUCUGCAAGCUAUGUGGGAAGGUAUUUUCUAGUCAAAGCAGCCUGAGCACUCACAAAAGAAUCCAUACGGGAGAGAGACCCUACACCUGCAUAUCCUGUGGCAAGAGCUUCACUCAGAUUGGCACGCUACGGACUCAUGAAAGGAUUCACACAGGGGAAAAGCCCUAUGUCUGCAAGGUCUGUGGGAGGACAUUUGCUCAGAGUGGAAGCUACAGGAUGCAUGAGCGGAGGCACAUGACGGACACAAUCCAGAGAUGCCACAUCUGCUACGCUACAUUCACAAAGUGGCAGGACUUGCAGCAGCACAUGACAACCCACCCUCAGAUGUCGGAAGCCAUGAUGGACUACUCUCCACCUGGGCUUGUGAGUCCAGGGCACCAGCCCACUGACCAGAAAGAAGAUCUGAGGGGUCCUAGUCUUCCUGUGUCACAUGCAGACACCAUCCUGCUGGAGGGGGAGGGGCAUUUCCAGGCACAGUCAGUGUUUCAGGGUCAACUGCCUCCCUUCUCCUCAAUCAUGCCAUUUCGAUCACCAGUAGGAACAUCCUUUUCUCCCAGUUUCUCUGCUCCACUCAGCAUGUACACAUCUUCACCUGUCACAUGCCUCCCAGACCAGCCUGAGAUGGGUCUUCUACGGCCCCAGUACUUUCCCAGUAUGAGCUUGGCAACACAACUUAAGCUUCCUGAGCAGACAUCACCCGUGUCUACACCUACUGGCACCACAGAAAAUAAUGAAGUGGUAAGCACCACCAGCCAUGGCCAGACUCGCAAAUACAGCACUGAGUCCCAUAACUCGCCCCCAAUUUCCACUCUUGAUGCCCAAGCAGAUGCCAACAGCAAGAUGGAUCAAGACGCUGACACUUCUCAGAAUGCAGGCGGACUGAGUGAGUCCAGUGACAGUGGCUCCCAGACACCCGAUGGGGUGGAAAAUGGAGGAACUGACGAUGCCCAGCCAUUGGCCAUCGAGAGGCAGAAUCUCAACACGCGCAUGAUGCCAUCAUCCUCUAGCGGGCGUAAACAGCGUCACCCCAUGCGACGCUACAGCAGCAGCGCCAGCAGCGAGCAGGAGAUGCCUCAGUCCACUUCCUGCCUUCCCACCAACAUACACACCAAUGGGAUGAAGCUGCCUGCAGAGCCAAACGAUGCAGAGGAUGUGGCUCUGGUGUCUUAUCUCCUGUGGAAAGGUAAGGUCUACAAGUGUGAACACUGCCACAUCAUUUUCGAUGACUGCACCCUCUACCUUCUCCACAACGGCUUCCACUCUCAUGACUCUGACCCCUUCAAAUGUGUCAUCUGCAAACUCUCAUGUAAAGACCGCAUCGACUUCAACUGCCACCUGACAAGUCACAUCAAGUAAACAGAGGCACAGCAUCACAGUAACAUGAAAGAUAUUAUAAAUAUUUUUGACUGCUAGUUUAUUUCCAACUGUGUAAGGUGGUGGACAACACAUCACCAUGCUUAUGUUCAUCCAACAGUUUGAUAUAUUAAGGUUUUGUUAUUCUAAACUUGGACCACAGAUUGCAAAUAAGAUUAUUGGUAUUUCACUCAAUCAUGACAAUGAUCUUCACUUUUUGUACUGAUAGACAAAUUGUUUUAUUGUCUGUUCGACAGACUCUAAAAGAUGCCAUAGCCAAAACAAUAUUAUUAUUCCAUUGGCCAUGAAAGCUUUAUUUAUACAAUUUUGAAGUGCUUUUAUCAUGUUUUCAUGUUACAUUUGUGUAAACAUUUAUUGUUUGUAUUCAUGAAGUAUGAUUCUCCAAAUCUUCAGCAAGAAAUGUAUUUUUAUUGGAAAUCUGUGAAUACAACCGUACUGUAAUUUUCAGUGUGCAGGGUAUUGUGUUUUACAACCGCAAGUCAGUGUAGAUAAAUAUAUAAAUCUAUAUAUAUUCAUGUAGAAACAGGACCAAGCAUGAAGUAUUUAUUAUUUGUUUAAAUAUUUGAACAUAAAAAAUUAAGUGCAUUUGGUUAUAAUUUCAACAUUUCAACAUUGAUAAAUUUUAGCAUAAAUGAGAGCAUUAUAUAUUAAGUUGCAUUCAUAAUGUUUCAUAAUACUCAUUGACAUAUCUGCACCUCAUCCCUUGUCCUGGUCAAUUCCUGGACAGGACUUUAUGUGACAUCACUCUUGUCUGUUAUCUGUAUCAAGCAUUUCACAUUUUGAUUAAGGUUUUGUGUCUUCUUUUGAAUGUCUAUAGAGAGCAAAAAUCAUACAAAUUUUUAAUAUAAAACUUCAGAAUCAGAUUCACUGGCACAUAGCAAGAAUACUAGGUGUAAAUGACUCAUUGUGACAUUCAGCCUUUUUCUAUUGCAUGUUCAUGUGCAAUGUGUAAGAUAGGUCAGGUAAACUGGUGUACUGUGUUGUCAUGCCAGCCAGCCUGACUCCUCACAGCCAAUUCACUCCUAGUUCAGCCUGCCAGUACAGAUGUAGUGUGUUGCCGUCACUCAGAAUGUACUCAUUGUUCCUUCUAGUCACACACCAACAUUGGCAAUCUCAUCAAUGUCACCAUCUUACAUUUUGUCAACAAAUUGAUAUUUUGCAUUUAGAAAUUAAAGUUGGAAAGUAGGUGUUUGGUACCAUUGGGUUCUGCUACGUGUUCUUUGAAAUUCUCACUGUAUUUGUUUAGUCAGCAGAGACCUGAGUAUUCAUUAGAAACUGUGCUCUAGAAUCAUUGUCUUUUGGUUUAAAUCAUGACACCAAGUUUUACAUGCCUGUUGGGAAGAAAAUAAAUCAUCAUGAUAUUGUUCAAUUUGUGCGUGGACCAAAGGCAGUUGUGCAGUGCAGUUGAUCAGAAUAGGCGGAAUAUAUCAGUUCUAGAAGUAACAACAUUAGGAAGUCAUUUUAGGGAUACCUUCAGACUUAACAUUAAUUUCUGGAAUUUCCAUAAUUGUUUAUGGUUAAUUUUGCUGUCAUUACAAAAGGGCUACAAAUGCUGUGAGAUGUUUAUUACAGACCCCGUUUUGUCAUUGUUUGUGUUCCUGGCCUAUAUAAUGAUAUUACUCCUCUAAGGCUGCUGGCUGUAUGUACAGUAUUGUACACUUAUAUAUAUAUAUAUAUAUAUAUAUCUUACCGUCACAGGUACAUUGUCCAGGAAAUAGUUUCUUCAAUAUUCUUUAUCAGUCUCUUGAGUUUGAUGAAAGUGUUGACUACUUAGACCUUGAUGUGAUUGUGUUGUGGUGUAUUCAUGUAUAGCUAGUGAGGCAAUUCCUUCACAGGGGCUGUUGCAGGGGCACCUGCUGCCUGGGGGCUGCCUGCUUCAGAACCCUACUUAUGUAUAUAGUGACCACAGAUUAGGUGUGGGAAAACACACUCAACACACAUCAUGUAGUGGGGCUGCCAUUACACAUUGCAACAGAUUCAAAUGUCAAAAAUUGUUAUAUGCCAAAGAUUAAAAGAAAAGCUUUAUACUGAGUGUACUUACUAUUUCCCUCGCACAAAUUCCAGUUGUCCAUGUCAGUAAAACAGAGGACUAGUUACCUACUUACAUUUAAUACAGUUAUGUUCCUGAAAGUCAAAGUGUUUGGACCAAGUCAGAAGACUGAGUGAUAGUUUGAUAUUUUCAUAUACAUUGUACAUGUAUAGAUAUGCAUGCUUGCCAGUGUGAGGGCCGAGUGCCGACCAAUAGAUCUGACACUUUACAAAAUAUUUGGGCAAUGAUCAAUAUUGUUUGUCAUUCUUUCGUCAGUCAGUCACCUCAAAGGUGAAUUUUUAUAUAUAUAAUCAAAGUUACAUUUAAUUUUCCUAUAUGAUAUUAUGGGUUUAGUAACAAUUUAUGUUAUUGCCCCAUUUAUUUGGGCAUUGUGUGUCAAGAAUAUAUUAUAUAUUUUAUGGAUGUAUUUAGCAGAUACCAUGUACAUGUAGGUAUGUUUUGUAAUCUGCCUGCUUUUGAUUAUAUUAUCAUGCAAUAGAUAUAUGUGAUUACUCUGAUUGUCCAGAAUCAAAAUUCUUGAAUGUGAUUGUGAUGCCCCUGCUGCUGCUGCUGCUGGCACCAAUGUUGUUGAUGUUGCCGCAUAAAUGAUAUGAUACGGACCAGCACCUAGCUGUUCAGGAGUACAUGGCUAGAGCCAGGCUCCUCUGUACAGACUCCAGAUGUUGGACUCUCCUGCAUCUGACUCCUGGCCAGCAGGCAGGUGUGUUGUGCAUGUCUGAAUGAGUAUUGGACGUGGCAGUGUUGGUCACUGACUGUGAAUGUGUAACAUGGAAGGAUGAACGUCGGCAGCACCUGCAGCAGGAGGCUUCCUCCUCCUCCUCCUCCUCCUUUCCCAGUGUUCUCUCUGCCAAGCAGCAAACACAGGCCAGCUACACACCUUACACGUAUUAGUGUACACAUGCUUAAAGCAAUUAUGUGUAGUGGUGUUCUAGCAAUAUACAGUGAAGUUGUUGUGUGAGAAGGUCUGCACUGGUCAGGGUCACCAUCCAGCAGUGUGUGUCACUAUAAACCACAGCAGAAGGGCCACCACCUCACCCCCUACUGACUACUGGCAGUUGAUACACCACUAAUCUUAAAACUACCUUACGGUAGUACUCGCAUCACUAUGAUGCAUGCAGUACUCUCAUGGCACAUGUAUUGAAUGAAAGUUUGUGCCUAAUUUUAAAUCAUACUUGGUUGUUAAUCUCUGCAUAGCUGUGUAGCUGCGGGUGAAGGCAACAUCUUACUUCAUGGCCAGCUUCAUACUAUGGAGGAAAUGCAUUCAACUGACAGAAAAUCUGUCCUUUUGAAAACGUUUAUCAUAUGCAAGUCAUUUUCUCAUUUUAUAUCAUGUCUCUAAGUAUAUCAAUACAAGAUAAGCCAACAGUAUUUUUAGUUGGAGGGUUUUUUAAAGUAACUUGGAGCGUAAAACCAACUUAGAGCCACUUUUCUAGCUGUCUGUACAAAGAAAGGUCAUUGAGUGACCUUGUGUCUCUGUCCGUCCACUUCAGUUGAUGCCAGGUCAGGUGAGCCUGGUGGCUGCUCCUCUAAUUAGUGGCGGGUGACUCUGAACAGUGUGCCAGCCUGUCAUUGUGAUUAAAAAGAUCAUCAUGCAACAAGCUAAGUCCAUCAUGAUUUUUUAUUAAAAGCAAUAUAUUAUAUGGCCAGUCUUGUAUAAUGCCUUUUCAUGACUCCUGUCAUUCUUCUCCAAGCCAUGCAGAUGAAGCUUCAAGCUACAGCAAUACUAAACAAUGCCUACUUUUUCACUAUUUUAUCUGUGGUGCUGGAUCAACAAUUACAUUUGUCUCAUAGUUAUAUUAUUUGUGUAACAUACAUACAUACA
This is a messenger RNA of Haliotis rufescens (red abalone), 5979 nucleotides long. RefSeq names its product zinc finger protein 629-like. The transcript is spliced from 3 exons. The record is from RefSeq and is a predicted model, not a curated record. Gene Ontology annotation, biological process: regulation of transcription by RNA polymerase II. Bases 152 to 2089 code for a protein of 645 amino acids. NCBI's taxonomy places the organism in Eukaryota, Metazoa, Mollusca, Gastropoda, Lepetellida, Haliotidae. Gene Ontology annotation, molecular function: DNA-binding transcription factor activity; RNA polymerase II cis-regulatory region sequence-specific DNA binding.